AUGGAACCGCGGUGGCGGUGGCAACCGCUGGGAGCUCCAAACCCUUCAGCGAGAACUUCAGACCUCAGCGCAGGAUGGGCGCAGCCCUACGAGCGCAGCGAGGGCAGAGAGGCGGACUUGAGAGAUUUGCGCUGGCGUCGGGCCAAGGGGCCAGCGAACGUUCACUGGGCUGGCAUUCUCUGGGCUUACCACGUAGGUCGGCGCUUGGAGCCCUGCGAAGUGUGGAUGUCAAAGGCAUUGGCUAGCAGCCCGUGGCUGGUCGUCCUCCUUUACCUAGAGAGCAUGGGCACAAUGGGCAGCACAGCGGCGAGAGCUCCGAAGCUGCCUGAAGCAGUGGGGCUGCGAGCGCUCGCCCGUGGAAGGUGGCAGGCGCCACUGGGCUUCCUGAACGGCCGGCACCUUCGGCUCUCGGCCAGCUUCCAGGUGGCGCUGGCCCAAAACAUCGCUGAAGCUGGCCGGCUCGCCGUGGCGAUCCACCUGGCCAAAGCCGCGGCCGCCGUGGCGGCGGAUGAGGAUUCCAUUGCCAUUCUGCGGCGGCCGCUUCGGCAGCUCUGCAGCACCUGCUUCGAGUCUCGCUGGCGCCUCGGCCUGGGGCUGCUGACAGACUUGCGCCUGCUCCGCCUAAGAGGCGAAGUGGUUUUGCCCACGAGCCGUGCAAUGGACUCCAACUGGAGAGAGGCCCUCACCCUGCUUGGGAUCUUCGAAAGCACUUGGUUGCGCCCGACGGUGAAGAGCUUUGCUUGCCUCACGCACUCCGGGCCGUGGGUGCUGUCGCUGGCGCUGGUGCAGUCAGCGCAGGUGCGAGGCGUGCCCGGCGUGCACGGCAUCCACAUCUACGGGUGGGCACAGGGCAGCUUGCGCUGGAGGUCUUGGCGUGACCCACUUCAGCAUCUUUCACAGAAGCCUCCGAAGGAUGCGCUGGCCUCCGUCGCCGGCAUGCGCUCCCUCUGUGAUGGUUUUCAGCUGGAGGCGACCUGGCAAAGGGCUUUGGGGAUCUUUGUUCAGCACUUUCCCCGUUUCGGAAGAGCUGAUGCCUACGUCUGUUGCGAAGCGCUGCGGGUCUGCGUCUCGGGAGCUGCUUGGACACUGUCACUCCGCUUGCUUAACACACUGAGCCACAAGGAACGCAUAGGGAUGCGGAAGAGCCGAUAUUUGCAAAGCCAAUCCCUGGCUUUCAUUUUGACGAUCCGGGCCUGCUCCUGGCCACGGCAGUGGCUUGCGGUGCUCAGGCUUUUGGGGGAGGUCCGGCUGCGGCGCCUUCAGUGCCACGUGGGGAUGUACGACGCCGCCCUCUUCAGCCUCCUGCCCGAGAAGAGUGGCGCCGGCGCUGCUGGCGGCCCUAUGGCCUCCAGGGGUUGGCUUUGGGCGGCCAAGCUGCUGCAGGAGGCCUCGAGGCAAAGCUUGCGGCGGAAUCCCUUCAUGCUCCAGGCCACGACGCGGAGCGCUCUCACCGGGCGCUCCGCGUGGGCCGUGUGCCUGGAGCUGUUGCAGGAGGCCCUGCGCAAGUCUUUGGAGGCCCACUGGAACCAAUACCGCGCGGCCGCCGAGGGGCUCGCCAAAGCCCGCCGCUGGGACUGGGCCUUGGCCCUGCUGCACAACGUCGCCAUCGCUGACAGCCUACAGCCCGAGCUGGGGCCGGGCCUGCAGCGAGCUCUGCGCAUUUCACGAGCCUGGCAGCUCUCACACCGUCUCAGGACGAAAGAGCGAGAGUGA
Messenger RNA from Symbiodinium sp. CCMP2456, 1713 nucleotides. NCBI's taxonomy places the organism in Eukaryota, Dinophyceae, Suessiales, Symbiodiniaceae. The record is from the annotation of a GenBank genome assembly.